Alligator sinensis (Chinese alligator) is the source of this 2801-nucleotide messenger RNA. It is a transcript of the gene RHOV, whose product is annotated as ras homolog family member V. The record is from RefSeq and is a predicted model, not a curated record. Gene Ontology annotation, biological process: small GTPase-mediated signal transduction. Gene Ontology annotation, molecular function: GTPase activity; GTP binding. The coding region runs from base 259 to 957 and encodes 232 amino acids. NCBI's taxonomy places the organism in Eukaryota, Metazoa, Chordata, Crocodylia, Alligatoridae. The transcript is spliced from 3 exons.
GCGGGGUGGAGCCUACCUACUAGUGCACAGAGUUUGCUGUAGUUGCUGCCAUUUCAGCUCCGAGACACUUGAAGGGAUAGUGCUCUAGAGGAGCUGCUACCAUGUAUAGGGCUACAGUGGCUGAGCCUUGCUCCUUACCUAAUCUGCUUUUCUGCCACUACCUGUGGCUUUUAUAGGCCAAGUUUUGUUUUCUGACUGUAAAUUUGCAGCUUCUGCCUUUUUUUAAUUAACCAAACAUUUGUAGCCAUUUCUCAAGCCAUGCCUCCCCAGGAGCUGUUGGAUUAUUCACCUGCCCUGAGGAGGAGGAGAAGUACCCCAAGGGGCAGUGGCUCAGAGCUGGGCAUUAAAUGUGUCCUAGUAGGUGAUGGUGCUGUGGGAAAGACCAGCCUGAUUAUCAGCUACACAACAAAUGGAUACCCAGAUGAGUACCAGCCAACUGCCUUGGACACCUUUUCAGUGCAGGUCUUGGUAGAUGGAGCCCCUGUUCGGAUCCAGCUCUGGGACACAGCUGGACAGGAAGACUUCGAUUGCCUCCGCUCACUCUGUUAUUCUGACACGGAUGUCUUCCUUGUCUGCUUCAGCGUGGUGAACCCCAGCUCCUUCCAAAACAUUACUGAGAAAUGGAUCCCUGAGAUACGGACUCAUAACCCAGGGGCCCCGGUACUGCUAGUGGGGACGCAAGCUGACUUGCGGGAUGAUGUCAAUGUCCUGAUCAGCCUGGACCGCUACCAUGGCAAGCCUGUGCCCAAGCCUCAGGCUGAAGGCCUGGCUGAGAAAAUCCGGGCUGAGGCCUAUGUGGAGUGCUCAGCUCUGACCCAAAAGAACCUGAAAGAAGUCUUUGACACAGCCAUUGUGAGUGCUGUUGAGCACAAAGCGCAGCAGGAAAAGAAAAUGACGGCCAAAGGGAUCAAAACCCUCUCCAAGUGCCGCUGGAAGAAAUUUUUCUGCUUUGUCUGAAGCUAGUUUGAGAGAGGGGAGGGGAAAAAAACACCAUGCCAGCACUAGCUCUAUACUUUGGAGUGACUGGUCCUAUGGCUCCAGCAAGGAGGCGGCUAUGAGCUCCUGAGGCUGGCAGGCCUGGCUCUUGCUGGGUGUCGGCAUGCCAUGCCUAGGAAACAUGAAAUGGACUUCAUUGCACCAGGCUAUUGAAUGGUCCAUACAGCGUUAAGCACCUGGAAGAUAUGCUUGUGGUGCCCCAGAUCAAUGGGAGCUUUUAAUACACUACACUAAGAUUCAGGGCUACCAAGUGAGCCGGCUUCAUGAUGUCAGAUGUGUGGUGUAACCAGUUUCUUGUUUGAAACUACCUAAAAGUCCUGUCCCAGCAUUGUCCAACUCUGGUGUAAUACCUGGGCUUUCUCUACUCCAGCUGUUCUAAAGUCUUGAUUGAGAAUAGGGUGAGGGCUUUUUGGGAGACCACAAGGUGGGCUGAUGAGUCUAAAAAGUAGAUCUCGGGUUUUCCCUCUAGUUCUGAUCACUAAAGAAGAUGGUGUUGUCUAGAUAAAUAAAGUAGUGCUCUUUUUUUACAGACCCUUUACCAGGGAUUUCAAAUACCUUUCAAGAGGGAUUACACCUGAGGUAUAUCCCAGGAAAAGCCUAAAGGGAAGCACCCUACCAGCCUUAUUAAUUCAUAAAGGGGCUCCCUGGCACAGUACAUUAUAGAGCUAUAGCCACAUGUUCAAAGUUAACGCUACUUAGGGCCCCUCCCCUGUUUGGGAUGCCCUUGUAAUUGAUGUACAGAGGAGCACAUAGACAGUGGUUUGAUCUGAGGAGCCUGAAAUGCAGCAGGGAAGUGAAACAUGGGCAGAAAGAAGACAGAAGCAGGUAGUGGGAGAAGCAUGUAGUGGAAGGAAAAGAAAAAUGUGAUGCAAAGGAGAUGGAGGAAAGGGAAAGAAGGAAGGAAGCAAAAGAAAAAGGAAAGGAGGAAAUGGGAAGGGGAUGAGGAGGAACUAGGAAGGAAAUCUUUUAUCCUGUGACUAUAGUUGUGAGAUGUAAAUAAGAGAUUCUUUUGAGCAAUAACAAAAAAUUGCUAAUGACCUUACCUUAUCUCUUCCUGCCCCCCUCCCACCCCGGGCAAGGUAUCAUUGGUGCCUUGAGAUCAAUCUUCAGUGGGCAUACUGGAGGUAGGGGCAGGGGAGAGGGCAUGGUUUCUUUUCAAAUCAAAUCCUUAAUUUGGGUGCUGUACAAAAGAGCAAGAGAGUGAAGUUCACCUUACCUCAUUCAAGCCCUGGCCCUUGUGGCUGCAGAAUGAGACCUGAGGUUUAUAGCUCCUCGUCUCUCCUGCUGCUUUCUUAAAAGUCACACUGAAGCCAAGAACUGAAGAAGGAAACCCAUAAGGUUCUGACCAUAUGGAGAAAUCCAUGGUGUCUGCUCUAUGACCUGUCCUGGGAAGGAGCCUGUUCUGUCUCUGCCCCUGCUCCCCCUUACAGCAGAGCUCAAGCUCCUAAUGAGUUAUUCACAGUUCUCAUUACUGAACCUUUUUUCCAUGUCUGAAAUCUUUCAUAAAGACAUUUUGCUCCAGUUCAUGUGACAAGGAGUAUGGCAGGCCUGCCUAGCAAUGAAUCCCAGCAUGAGGCAGCAAGCUAUCUUUCUUUGGGCACUCACUUGUGUGUUCUGUCUCUGGAAAUAGUGUGUUAAAUACUUUAGCUAGUCAAUAGAGGCCAGAAUGUGGCCCUGAUCUAAAUGCUGUGCAUACAGGUCUUUGACAGUUUCCCCAACCACUUAUAAUCGCAGAGGUACAGCAUAUGAAAGAACCAAGCUCUGAACAUGCAAUGCAAAGUCAUUCAGCCCAGGAUGGAGGCCUA